Molecule: messenger RNA, 1303 nt
Organism: Spinacia oleracea (spinach)
Lineage: Eukaryota; Viridiplantae; Streptophyta; Magnoliopsida; Caryophyllales; Amaranthaceae
Product: metacaspase-9
Exons: 2
Coding region: 111-1088 (325 amino acids)
Biological process (GO): proteolysis
Cellular component (GO): cytoplasm
Molecular function (GO): cysteine-type endopeptidase activity
Source: RefSeq, a predicted model, not a curated record
AUAUAAAGCACAAUACAUCUAAGAAAAACAAAUAAACGAAUUCAUUACAAACACGUAAAAACUAUAUACGUACAAAUUGUAACGUUGUAAGUGUUGUCCGAUCCUAAGAAAUGGAGAAUGGAAAGAAGAGAAUGGCUGUGCUAGUAGGAUGCAACUAUCCAAACACCAAAUAUGAGUUGCAUGGUUGUAUCAACGACGUCGUUUCGAUGCAAAAGGAUCUCGUUGAUCGAUUUGGGUUCGAUCCAAAAUCUAUUGAGCUUCUAGUCGACGAUGGUUCGGGUUCUAAAGCACUUCCUACGGGUGUUAACAUUAAGAUGGCACUUAAGAAGAUAAUUGAUGGAGCUAAAGCAGGGGAUGUCCUGUUUUUUCAUUAUAGUGGGCAUGGUACAUUACUCCCUUCCAAGCAUCAUCUUAAACAACAGGAGGAAGCAAUUGUUCCUUGUGAUUUCAACCUCAUCACUGAUGUAGAUUUCAGACAAUUAGUGAACGGACUACCAAAAGGAGCAAGUUUUACGAUUCUAUCGGACUCUUGCCACAGUGGAGGCCUCAUUGACAAAGAGAAAGAGCAAAUUGGGCCCAAUUCUUUGACUCCUACAACAAAACACGCCCAUAACUUGGAUCUUAAUAUUAGUCAGCCCAAGCCCAAAAAAAUCCAAGUUGAGUCCAUAACUGACCACUUAGCCUCUCUUACAAACAUGGUUGGGUCUGAAAUUGGGACCCACUUAACCACCCUCUUCGGUGAUGGUGCGAGUCUAAUGUUUCGCCUUCCUGAACUAGACCUGGAUGAGCAGUUUGGACCUCAUAGGCCAGACUCCGGUAUCUUGUUAAGCGGGUGCCAAACUAAUGAGACCUCUGCCGACAUGCCUCCUGUUGGGUCCAAUGGGAAGGCCCAUGGGGCCUUUAGCUAUGCGGUACAAUCUGUGUUCAAAGCCCAACAAGAUCCAAUAAGUAAUAAAGAUGUGGUGAUGUUGGCUAGGGAGGUACUUGAGAAAGAAGGAGUUGAGGGACAACACCCUUGCUUGUAUUGUAGUGAUGAGAAUGCUAAUGCACACUUCUUAAUGUGGGAUGCUGCACAAAGCAACAAGUGAAGUACUAUCUUCAGUCUUGAGUCUUUAUAAUCAAUAAGUGUCAAAACAAAAUUUAUUUUCUUUGACAUAGGAUGUGUUUACGUGAAAAUAAGCUUUAAGCAACGUUCUAGUCAGAUUAUCUCUAGCAAAUUUAACAAUUUAUGUGGAAAUUAUUUGAUUCACUAGUAUGUUUAAUCUAUCUAUCUAUCUAUUACUAUAUAUUAAAAGAGACAUCA